Molecule: messenger RNA, 1460 nt
Organism: Anopheles merus
Lineage: Eukaryota; Metazoa; Arthropoda; Insecta; Diptera; Culicidae
Product: lipase 3-like
Exons: 1
Coding region: 105-1334 (409 amino acids)
Biological process (GO): lipid metabolic process
Molecular function (GO): hydrolase activity, acting on ester bonds
Source: RefSeq, a predicted model, not a curated record
CCAAGGACUCCGUCGCCGUGGAGAGUGCAAAGGGUUGCUAAAGAGUUGCGUUGGUCAACAUCACCCACCGGUUGGAGGUGGGUUUGAUAACAAACAAUUAAACAAUGGCUAUACAUUACCAUGCCGUUUUUGUUCUGACCAUUGCCAUCAUUGGCAUGGUCGGUGCAGCGGUAGUGCCAAGAUCAUUACUACCCACCGGAGAUACGAACGUGCCGAUGAAUCUAACCGCCGAUAUUGUUCUGCGUGACGGAUACUAUCUCGAGCAGCACCAGGUAACGACGGCCGAUGGCUACAUCCUAACGAUGUUCCGCAUUCCGGGCAGUCCGGCCAAUCCGGUGCGCCAGGGCAAGAACGUUGCCUUUCUGAUGCACGGACUGCUAAGCUCGUCGGCCGAUUACGUUAUUUCCGGCCCGGGACGGGCGCUCGCCUACCUGCUAGUGGACGCCGGAUACGACGUGUGGCUGGGCAAUGCCCGUGGCAAUACAAACUCCCGCCGCCAUAUCUUUCACGAUCCGGAUGCACGCAGUACAAACUUCUGGGACUUUAGCUGGCACGAGAUCGGCUACUUCGAUCUGCCCGCCAUGAUCGAUUACACGCUCGCGUACACGGGCCACACUUCGCUGCACUAUGCGGGCCACUCGCAGGGCACAACCUCGUUCUUCGUGAUGGCAUCAACACGGCCGGACUACAACAAGAAGAUACGCUCGAUGCAUGCACUAGCGCCGGUUGCGUUCAUGAGCAAUCUGCGGUCUCCGUUCGUGCGUGCCUUUGCACCGUUCGUAAAUCAGCUCGAGUGGAUCAUGAGCAUGUUGGGCGUGAACGAGUUCCUGCCAAGCAACGAGAUGAUGAUACUUGGCGGUCAGCGGCUGUGUGAAGAUGAGUCCCCGUUCCAGGAGGUGUGUGCCAAUGUGCUGUUUCUGAUUGGUGGAUUCAAUUCGCCCCAGCUGAAUCGGACCAUGAUACCGGCACUGUUGGAGAAUGCACCGGCGGGCGCAUCCGUCAACCAGCUGGUACACUACGCGCAGGGUUACAAUUCGGGCCGCUUCCGACAGUACGACUUUGGCCUUACGCUGAACCUUAUCCGGUAUGGGUCGGUUCGUCCGCCGGACUAUCCGCUGCAUCGUGUAACGGCCCCGGUGGCGCUGCACUUUAGCGACAAUGACUGGCUGGCGGCUGUGUCGGAUGUGCGCGAGCUGCACUCGCAUCUAUCGAACUCGAUCGGACUGUUCCGUGUGUCCGAUCUGCGAUGGAACCAUCUGGACUUUGUCUGGGGCAUCGACGCGAACACGUUCCUGUACGAACGAGUGAUUAGCUUUAUGGAUCGAUUCAACUGAUACGAACGGGAUUCGUUCGUGCCUCAAUGGGGCAGUGGUGGAGGGAUUUAGAUUCGUGCUAAAAGAUGGAAUUAUUUUGCAGGGUGUUACAAGUUGAGGAAAAUAUAAAAUGCAAGCAAUAACUUA